Molecule: messenger RNA, 768 nt
Organism: Thamnophis sirtalis
Lineage: Eukaryota; Metazoa; Chordata; Lepidosauria; Squamata; Natricidae
Source: RefSeq, a predicted model, not a curated record
UGACAUCGAGAUCAAUUCCAACAACUCUUAGCUACUCUUUCCUUGCUCACUGCUGAGAAUUCUGAGAGUUGAACUCAAGACAUCUGGAAGACACACGGCUUGAGAAAUAUCAGACUAGCUUCAACAGGACAACAUAUUCUGUUCCCCAAAUAAAGGUUCAUUCCCUCUGGGAAAUCAACAUAGAAAGCUUCUAUAACUCUAAGACUGAUAGCCCUUUAAUUUGUUUGCUCUCUACUGAGAAAUCUGCUAUGCUCUUCUGAAAUUGUGAUCGGCCUCUUUCUAGAAAGACAACGAUCGAAACCACAUGGUAAGACUUGCUGUGGGUAAUGGCUUACGGGCUGAUAUUUGGAGAGAAUUUAUCAGAAGAUUUGGAGACAUGCGCAUUUUUGAGUUUUAUGCGGCCACCGAAGGCAACGUUGGAUUUGCUAAUUACAGUGGAAAAAUCGGAGCUGUGGGAAGAAUGAAUUACUUCCACAAGAAAAUAGUACAAUAUGAGCUCAUUAAGUAUGAUGUGGAGAAAGAUGAACCUGUCAGAGAUGAAAAUGGCUACUGCAUAAAAGUUCCUAAAGGUGAAGUGGGACUGCUAGUUUGCAAAAUCACCCAGGUGGCUCCAUUUAGCGGUUACGCGGGAUCAAAGAGCCUGACUGAAAAGAAGAAGCUAAGAAAUGUUUUUCAGAAUGGUGAUGUGUACUUCAACAGCGGAGAUCUCUUAAUGGUUGAUCGUGACAACUUUAUUUAUUUCCAUGAUCGAGUUGGAGAUACAUUCCG